AUGGUGAAAACGACAGUACGGUGAUUUGAAAUCUAAAAUUUUUUGAUGAAGUUUAUUAAUAUUUGAGAAUAUUUAUGUGUAGAAUUAGAGAUGAAUUAUCAACUUUCUUGAGGAAUAAUUAACCUCAAUGCCAAUUCUGUCGGCGUACUAACUAACACCUAGGGCGCCUAGCCGGGUACGGCAGCCUACCCAGCCUUCGUUGGAAUUUGGAAAACUUUAAUACUGCAGUAGAAACACUCAAGCAGAAGUGCAAGUUGGACAGGAAACCAGCAAACCUCCAAGAUGGCUGAGAAGCCAAAGGACUCAAGUAGUCACUUCAGCGUGGCAUCACCUGAAGAAUUUGUUCGCAGGAUGGGAGGCACUAAAGCCAUCAAUUCUGUACUGAUUGCCAACAAUGGAAUUGCAGCUGUGAAGUGUAUGCACAGCAUCCGGCGUUGGUCAUAUGAAAUUUUCAAAAAUGAUAGACAAAUCCAGUUUGUUGUUAUGGUUACAGAAGAAGAUUUGAAAGCUGGUGCUGACUACAUCAAGCUGGCAGACAGAACAGUUCAAGUCCCUGGUGGUGCCAACAACAACAACUAUGCCAAUGUGAAGCUCAUUGUUGAUCUUGCUGUUCGAUUCCAAGUAGAUGCCGUGUGGGCAGGCUGGGGACAUGCUUCUGAGAACCCCUUGCUGCCAGCAAAACUGGCCAAGAACAACAUAGCAUUUCUGGGUCCACCACAACAAGCUAUGUGGUUCCUCGGUGACAAAAUUGCUUCUAGCAUUGUUGCUCAAACUGCAAAUAUCCCCACACUGCCUUGGUCAGGAUCUGGCCUCCAAGCUGAAAUGACGGAAGCCGCUGAUGGAUCACCGCGCGUGUCUAUACCGCGCGAUCUGUACGAGCGUGGCUGCGUGCACAGCGUUGAAGAGGCCAUGGCGGCCGCGCAACGCAUUGGUUUGCCUAUCAUGAUCAAAGCUUCAGAAGGUGGAGGCGGUAAAGGCAUCAGGAAGGUUGAGAGCGAGGACUCGUUGCCUGCUUUGUACAGACAAGUGCAAGCUGAAGUACCAGGAUCGCCAAUUUUCAUCAUGAAGCUUGCCAAGUGCGCACGACAUUUAGAAGUUCAAAUCAUUGCUGACCAAUACGGCAAUGCUAUUUCUCUGUUCGGCCGUGACUGCUCCGUGCAGCGGCGACAUCAGAAAAUUCUUGAAGAAGCACCAUGUGUCAUCGCUAAGCCUGACGUUUUCUGGAAAAUGGAACAGGCUGCUGUUAAGCUUGCAAAGGUCGUUGGGUACGUGAACGCUGGCACUGUCGAGUACUUGUAUGAUAACGAUGCCAACUUCUACUUCUUGGAGCUGAACCCUCGACUUCAAGUAGAACAUCCCUGCACGGAAAUGAUCACGGACAUCAACUUGCCAGCAGCGCAACUCCAGGUGGCGAUGGGAUUAUCGCUGUCACGCAUUCGUUGCAUUCGUGUGCUGUACGGCGAGCUUCCCUGGGGAGACACAGAGCUCGUCUUCGAUGUGACAGGUUUCAAACCAAGUUCAGGUUCAGUGAAGGAGCUUAAUUUCCGCAGCAGCAAGCAUGUUUGGGGCUACUUCAGCGUGUCAGCGUCAGGCGGCCUGCACGAGUACGCAGACUCUCAAUUUGGCCACUGCUUCGCCUGGGGCGAGAACAGGGAGGACGCCAGGAAAAAUUUGAUAGUAGCAUUGAAGGAGCUAUCAAUCAGAGGCGAUUUCCGUACCAUCGUUGACUAUCUCAUCUCCCUGCUGGAAACUUCCACGUUUCAAGACAAUACAAUUGACACAGGCUGGCUUGACAGUUUGAUUUCACAACGCGUGCAAGGCAAGAAACCUGACAUGGUCGUGGCGGUCCUCUGUACGGCCGUGCACAUCACUGAUAGUAAAAUACAAGACGCUAUCAAUCAUUUCCACAACUCUUUGGAGAAAGGUCAGGUUCUCCCUCUGAAGUCUCUGAACAAUGUUGUGGACGUUGAGCUCAUAGGCUCAGGCAUGAAGUAUAACUUGAAUGUCGCCAAGACGGGACCAGCGCAGUUCUUCCUCACGCUCAACGGAUCGCAUAAGCUGGUGGAUGUGCUGCGUAUGACCGACGGAGGUCUCCUCAUCUCCGUUGACGGCCAUAGCCACACCACUUACCUGCAAAAUGAAGUCGACAAGUACCGCCUUAACAUAGGGCAUCAGACCUGCAUUUUUGAGAAGGAGAGCGACCCAAGCCUGCUACGGUCAACAGCACCUGGCAAACUCCUGAACUUCCUGGAGGAAGACGGCGCUCACGUGACUGCCGGCAGCCCCUACGCCGAAAUUGAG
Hyalella azteca is the source of this 2301-nucleotide messenger RNA. Its product is annotated as acetyl-CoA carboxylase 1-like. Gene Ontology annotation, molecular function: metal ion binding; acetyl-CoA carboxylase activity; ATP binding. Gene Ontology annotation, biological process: fatty acid biosynthetic process. Lineage: Eukaryota; Metazoa; Arthropoda; Malacostraca; Amphipoda; Hyalellidae. The record is from RefSeq and is a predicted model, not a curated record.